UAAGUAGUUUGAAUUGAAGCUGAGUGCGUUGUUUUUUGACAAAAAUAAACAAAUUUUUUACCACAAAAUAUGCCCAAAAGACGGGGAGGAGACGAGGAUUCGCAGAGCGGCAUGCAAACUGCCCGAGGACGCCUAAAGGGGAUUCUGCAGGAUUUAGCUGGACAGAGUGACGAUGAGGACACUCCAUCCCGCCACAAUUCCUCCAGCGGAAGCCCCCGGAAGAAAAUCAGCAAGAAAGAUGCUUCAGUGGUGCCUCAAGUUCAGCAUUCGUACGUGAUGAAGCUCUUUGACCGGAGCGUGGAUUUAGCUAAAUUCGACGAUCGGACUCCUCUGUAUCCCAUUUGCCGGGCCUGGAUAAGAGGAGCAUCAGGACUUCAGAAGAGGAAUCGAGGAUUUGCUCAGAAGAAGACACGCCAGUACUAUGAGCACAAAGUGGACUUGCUGUCCAUCAUCAAGGAAGACAAGCACAAGGAAGUCCUGGUGGAUCUCCUUCCACCGCCCGAGAAGAAGCGCGUCAGCCGAAUUCCUGAUUUACUGCCCUGCCAAGAGGAUUUGGACAAGGACAACGUCAAAAUUGACUAUGAUCUCGAUGACCCACCGAUGACCAAGGAAGAGAUACUCCAGGAGAUGAUACCGCGUUGGAAGAACGUAAGGACCAAUUGGAUGAAUCAGGCCAAAAAGGCAGAGGCGCGCUACGAGAAGAGCCUGCAAAUCAUCGAUGCACUCUUCCAAACUCCCGAAGGCGAGGAAGAAUAAUGCAGAAGAAAUGGCAUAAAAUGUAUUCUUUGAGGCAAAAACAAAUAAUAAUACAGAAAAAUUUAAGUAGAACA
Molecule: messenger RNA, 830 nt
Organism: Phlebotomus papatasi
Lineage: Eukaryota; Metazoa; Arthropoda; Insecta; Diptera; Psychodidae
Gene: mip40
Product: protein lin-37 homolog
Exons: 4
Coding region: 70-756 (228 amino acids)
Biological process (GO): negative regulation of transcription by RNA polymerase II
Cellular component (GO): Myb complex; transcription repressor complex
Source: RefSeq, a predicted model, not a curated record